AUGCCCAACACAGUCCCCAAGGUCCCCCUCUUCGACGGGCACAAGAAGAGAAAGCAGCGCCGGCAAGAACAGGAGCGCCAGCAAGAUGCGAUUAUGAAGCAGGCCGCUCAAGAAGCCCAAGAGGCAUCCAUUGAAGCUACCUUCCAGUACCUCAACGAUUUCCUGGAGAACUCCAUCUGGAGAGAUCAGAUGGAUCAGAACCAAAUCUCCAUUUCCUGGGAUGUCCUUCCUCCCAUGCAUGAGCUCAGAACCUUUGGAGAGCUCGACGAGGGUGAAGGCACAAAGGCCUGUCGACGCCUCUUCAAGGCUGUGGUCAUUUGGGACGACCUUGGACACGGCCUCUGGCUGAAGCUCAAGACCGAGGAUCGCCAUAGCGGUCGCGUCUCAAGAGAGCUGGCUUCGUCCUUCCAGAGCGAAGGAGAAUCCGGCAGGUCGGCUUAUCCCACACCUCAACGGUCCCGAACGAGCUCUCGGUCUUCGAUCGAGAGCAAGUUCUCGAGAAAAUCCCGAAAGCCCUCCGCCGAGAGAGAGGAGGCGAAUGUCUCUGAUCCUCCCCGUCGAUCAUCCGUCGCCGAACUUUGCCCAUCGCUGCGCAGGGGAUCCAGCGGCAAGAUUCCCACGCGCAGCUCUACAGAGCCCCUGUCCUGCAGCGACAACGCCGGCAAGGCUGCUGGCGGAUCGCGAUACAAGCUACCGAAGAUGAUUCCCAGUAGCUGCGCGAAUGCCGUGAGAAAAACCAUGGGCGCGUUCGGCGAGAGCAUGAUCCAGGCACAUGGCGGCGGCAAUGCACUUUGA
Molecule: messenger RNA, 795 nt
Organism: Ilyonectria robusta
Lineage: Eukaryota; Fungi; Ascomycota; Sordariomycetes; Hypocreales; Nectriaceae
Exons: 1
Coding region: 1-795 (264 amino acids)
Source: RefSeq, a predicted model, not a curated record